AUGGAAAACCAGAAUAAAAGCACCAGGUUUAUUAUUUUGGGAUUUUCUGGUAAUGUGGAAAUGCAUGUCUUGCUUUUUAUAUUGUUUUUGAUCAUGUACGUCAUGUCACUGUUGGGGAAUGCAUUAAUAAGCAUUGUCAUCAGACUUGAGCCUUCUCUUCAUAUGCCAAUGUGCUAUUUCAUUGCCAGUCUAUCUCUUGUGGAUAUUUGCUAUAUAUCUGUCACUGCCCCUAAAAUGCUAGUCAACUUCCUUUCAGAGGACAAAUCUAUCUCCUUGGUUGGAUGUGCUGCCCAACUAUAUUUCCUUCUCUCACUAGGAACUACAGAGUGCUUUCUUCUUGCAGCCAUGGCUUAUGAUCGCUUCUUGGCCAUCUGUAAUCCAUUGCACUAUCCUUUAAUCAUGAACAAACAGCUUUGUGCCUGUCUGGUGGCUGGGUCAUGGGCCAGUGGGAUUUUGCUUUCACUAGGCCAGACAACUCUGAUAUUUUCUUUGCCUUUUUGUGAUGAACAUUGGAUCAACUAUUUCUUUUGUGACAUCCCACCACUCUUGAAGCUAGCCUGUGGAGAUAUCUAUCUAAAUGAAAUCACAGUCUUUAUGGCUGGACUGCUAAUCACUCUGAUCCCAUUAUUGCUAAUCCUGUUCUCCUAUGUCCACAUAAUCAAUACUGUGCUGAAAAUUGCAUCUGCAAAUGAGAGGCAGAAAGUUUUCUCUACCUGCUCCUCACACAUUAUUGUCAUCACUUUGUUCUAUGGAUCUGCUAGUGCAAUGUACCUGAGGCCCAGAUCUACGUAUGCCUUUGAAACAGAUAAAUUUCUAGCUCUGCUUUACUCCAUUGUAACACCAACUUUGAAUCCUAUUAUUUAUAGUUUGAGAAACAAAGAGAUAAAUGAAGCUCUCAAGAGAAGGUUAAUUAGGUAUAUCAUGCUAUUUUUAGCUGCUGCACUUGCAUUUUGUUCCCAAGCUGUCUUCAGUUAA
Protobothrops mucrosquamatus (brown spotted pit viper) is the source of this 975-nucleotide messenger RNA. Its product is annotated as olfactory receptor 10A3-like. Gene Ontology annotation, biological process: G protein-coupled receptor signaling pathway. Gene Ontology annotation, molecular function: G protein-coupled receptor activity; olfactory receptor activity. The record is from RefSeq and is a predicted model, not a curated record. The transcript is spliced from 3 exons. The coding region runs from base 1 to 975 and encodes 324 amino acids. Lineage: Eukaryota; Metazoa; Chordata; Lepidosauria; Squamata; Viperidae. Gene Ontology annotation, cellular component: membrane.